Rubroshorea leprosula is the source of this 728-nucleotide messenger RNA. NCBI's taxonomy places the organism in Eukaryota, Viridiplantae, Streptophyta, Magnoliopsida, Malvales, Dipterocarpaceae. The record is from the annotation of a GenBank genome assembly.
CAACAUUUUUUUAUCUUUCAUUGAUUUUCAAUAAACAUAUACAAACGUAAACAUCACAAAAGCAUGUCACGGAAACAGAAAGGCAAAAGAAGCAAACACGGCGGAGCUUUUUGGGUAACAGAUCGGAGUCCGAUCUGACGGAUCCCACCCACGAGAUCAAGCCUAGAUCAUUCCCCUCACUGCCUCCCCAAAAAGACUCCUCUGUUGUAGGAAAAUACCUAGCAAAAGGAGGUUGAAAUGUCGCCGGAAUCAGCUCGGUUUUCUUCUCUCUCCUUCCCCGAAACCCAGAACAAUGACUCCUAAAUCAAACUCCAAAAGUAGAAACCCCGGCCUCAAUACCAGAAGAGAUCCCCUUCCAGCUCCGAAAAUCAACCAGAAAAAACCCUUUUAUUACUCUCGAAGCUCAGCCGAAACUCCCCAACCAAACAGACCCAAAAUCAACCCACCCCUAACUCAACAAACUUCUCCUAUUUAUACAAAAAUCAAAAUAAAACCUAAAGGACGCUGAUCUGCCAUCAUGCUCAAUUGGUUGCAACAUGGGGCGCAAGAUCUCUCUUUGCAGCUGCAGGAUCUGGUUGCAGAAGAAAAGGGAGGCGGAGUCGGCUGUAGCAGCAGGGGGCGCCGGCAGUAGCAGCAGGGGGCGCCGGCAGUAGCAGGGUAGGUUGCAGGUGUGCGAGAGGGUGUGAUGAUGGCUAGUUCGGUGAUAUGGGGGUAGGGCGCGAUAGGGG